This is a messenger RNA of Balaenoptera acutorostrata (minke whale), 1919 nucleotides long. RefSeq names its product acid sensing ion channel subunit 1 (gene ASIC1). Gene Ontology annotation, cellular component: membrane. The transcript has 12 exons. Gene Ontology annotation, biological process: sodium ion transmembrane transport. Lineage: Eukaryota; Metazoa; Chordata; Mammalia; Artiodactyla; Balaenopteridae. The coding region runs from base 129 to 1709 and encodes 526 amino acids. The record is from RefSeq and is a predicted model, not a curated record.
GCCGGCUCCCGCUCCGGGCCAUGAGCCCCUCCGAGGCUCGCCGCUGAGCCCGCGUCCGGCCCCGCGCCCCAGGACCCGCCGCCGCUUGCCGGGUUCCCGAAUCCCCCCUCAGGAUCCCCUCGGCCAGGAUGGAACUGAAGGCUGAGGAGGAGGAGGUGGGUGGCGUCCAGCCGGUGAGCAUCCAGGCCUUCGCCAGCAGCUCCACGUUGCACGGCCUGGCCCACAUCUUCUCCUACGAGCGGCUGUCUCUGAAGCGGGCGCUCUGGGCCCUCUGCUUCCUGGGCUCACUGGCUGUGCUGCUGUGUGUGUGCACCGAGCGCGUGCAGUACUACUUCCACUACCACCACGUCACCAAGCUCGACGAGGUGGCCGCCUCCCAGCUCACCUUCCCUGCUGUCACGCUGUGCAACCUCAACGAGUUCCGCUUCAGCCAAGUCUCCAAGAACGACCUGUACCACGCUGGGGAGCUGCUGGCUCUGCUCAACAACAGGUACGAGAUACCAGACACACAGAUGGCAGAUGAAAAGCAGCUGGAGAUACUGCAGGACAAGGCCAACUUCCGCAGCUUCAAGCCCAAGCCCUUCAACAUGCGCGAGUUCUACGACCGUGCGGGGCACGACAUUCGAGACAUGCUGCUCUCCUGCCACUUCCGGGGGGAGGUCUGCAGCGCUGAGGACUUCAAGGUGGUCUUCACACGGUAUGGAAAGUGCUACACAUUCAACUCUGGCCGAGAUGGGCGUCCCAGGCUGAAGACCAUGAAGGGUGGGACGGGCAAUGGGCUGGAGAUCAUGCUGGACAUUCAGCAGGACGAGUACCUGCCCGUGUGGGGGGAGACCGAUGAGACGUCCUUCGAAGCGGGCAUCAAAGUGCAGAUCCACAGUCAGGAUGAACCUCCCUUCAUCGACCAGCUGGGCUUUGGUGUAGCCCCAGGGUUCCAGACCUUUGUGGCCUGUCAAGAGCAGCGGCUCAUCUACCUGCCCCCGCCCUGGGGCACCUGCAAAGCUGUUACCAUGGACUUGGAUUUCUUCGACUCCUACAGCAUUACCGCCUGCCGCAUCGACUGUGAGACCCGCUACCUGGUGGAGAACUGUAACUGCCGCAUGGUGCACAUGCCAGGGGAUGCCCCAUACUGCACUCCAGAGCAGUACAAGGAGUGUGCAGAUCCUGCCCUGGACUUCCUGGUGGAGAAGGACCAGGAGUACUGUGUGUGUGAAAUGCCCUGCAACUUGACUCGCUAUGGCAAGGAGCUGUCCAUGGUCAAGAUUCCCAGCAAAGCAUCAGCCAAGUACCUGGCCAAGAAGUUCAACAAGUCUGAGCAGUACAUAGGGGAGAACAUCCUGGUGCUGGACAUUUUCUUUGAAGUCCUCAACUAUGAGACCAUUGAGCAGAAGAAGGCCUAUGAGAUCGCAGGACUCCUGGGUGACAUUGGAGGCCAGAUGGGUCUGUUCAUCGGGGCCAGCAUCCUGACUGUGCUGGAGCUCUUCGACUACGCCUACGAGGUGAUAAAACACAAGCUGUGCAGACGAGGGAAGUGCCAGAAGGAGGCCAAACGGAGCAGCGCGGACAAGGGCGUGGCCCUCAGCCUGGAUGACGUCAAAAGACACAACCCGUGUGAGAGCCUCCGGGGCCAUCCUGCCGGGAUGACGUAUGCUGCCAACAUCCUACCUCACCAUCCGGCCCGAGGCACUUUUGAGGACUUUACCUGCUGAGCCCCGCAGGCCGCUGUACCAAAGGCCUAGAUGGGGAGGGCUAGGAGAGCAAGGGGGCCCCCAGCUGCCCCGCCCUGGGGACUCACUCCCCCAUCCAAGGCAGCCCCCCACUCCUGGGCGGUCCUUUCCUCUUGUCUGUGGUGAGGAAGGAGUCUUGACCGUAGAGUCCUCUCCCUGCCUCUAUCCCAUUCUUUUUUUUUUUUUUUUUUU